Molecule: messenger RNA, 1666 nt
Organism: Labeo rohita (rohu)
Lineage: Eukaryota; Metazoa; Chordata; Actinopteri; Cypriniformes; Cyprinidae
Gene: srsf6a
Product: serine and arginine rich splicing factor 6a
Exons: 6
Coding region: 100-1245 (381 amino acids)
Biological process (GO): alternative mRNA splicing, via spliceosome; mRNA splice site recognition
Cellular component (GO): nucleus; cytoplasm; ribonucleoprotein complex
Molecular function (GO): mRNA binding
Source: RefSeq, a predicted model, not a curated record
AAGAGCUUCCGGUUGACAACAGAACAAAAGCCUGUUGUGGCUGUUUUCAUGUGCUGGGGAUAAUCGGCGUUACGGCUGCAGAGCUCAAACGAAAUCAACAUGCCUCGAGUUUAUAUCGGCCGGCUGAGCUAUCAUGUCCGCGAGAAAGACAUCCAGAGGUUCUUCAGCGGGUAUGGGAAGCUGCUGGAGGUGGAUCUGAAAAACGGGUAUGGUUUUGUUGAGUUCGAAGACACCCGUGAUGCUGAUGACGCCGUCUAUGAGCUGAACGGUAAAGAGCUGUGUGGAGAGCGGGUCAUGGUGGAGCACGCCAGAGGUCCUCGCCGGGACCGCGACAGCUAUGGAGGGGGUUAUUAUGGUGGUGGUGGUGGAGGUGGAGGAGGAGGAGGAGGAGGAGGAGGAGGUGGAGGACGCAGUGGUUACAGCAGCAGAAGUCGCACCGGAAGGGAUAAGUAUGGACCUCCUGUUCGCACCGAGUACCGCCUCAUUGUGGAGAAUCUGUCUAGUCGUUGCAGCUGGCAAGACCUCAAGGAUUUCAUGCGUCAGGCGGGUGAGGUGACCUACGCGGAUGCCCAUAAGGAGCGCGCCAACGAGGGAGUGAUCGAGUUUCGCUCCUACUCUGACAUGCGGAGAGCUCUGGAAAAACUGGAUGGAACAGAUAUCAAUGGCAGGAAGAUUCGUCUGGUUGAAGACAAGCCACGGCGUCGUCGCUCCUAUUCUGGCAGCCGCUCUCGUUCUCGUAGCCGGCGCCGCUCUCGUAGUAGGAGUCGCCGUAGCAGCCGCUCUCGGAGCAACUCAAGAUCUCGCUCAAGGUCUCGCUCCCGCCGGCACCGCUCCCGUUCCAGGUCCGGACACAGGUCUCGCUCCAAAUCUCCAUCGAGCAAGUCUCGCUCUCGCAACCGUAAAUCUCAUUCUCGCUCUCGCACGCACAAAUCUCGCAGUCGAUCGACCAGUCGCAAGUCUCGCUCCCGCUCGGACGAGCGCAAGUCCCGCUCUAAGAGCACUUCUAAAGUGAAGUCGGAUCGCGGACGCUCCAAGGAGAAAUCGGUCAGCAAGAAAUCCAGAAGUAGAUCUGCUUCACCCAUGGAGAAUGGCGAUGGGGGUCGUGCCAAGUCUGCUUCUCGCUCUCCGUCACCCCCGGCUGAGAAGAGCCAAUACAAGUCUCCAGACAGGCAUUCACGCUCUCGCUCAAAGUCUGGCUCGCGCUCCAAAUCCCGCUCUCGUUCCAGAUCUGCGUCCCAGGAUUAGUAUUAAGUGUGGUCUGAUUUUUGUUUUUGGUUUUGUUUUGUUUUUUUGCCCACCUCCUUAUGAGUCCAGUUGUCCAGGAUAGUUUUCUAAUGUUCAUGAUGGGAUCCAGGUCCAAAGCAUUUUGUUUGUUUUAUUUGACCUAUCUUCCAUAGUAAAAGUGAAUCACCGCUUUGAUAUUUUAUAUACAUAACAAUAGCAUGGAAAUAAGUGAUUUAAUUUAGUGUGCUGCAUGUCAGUCCUUUUUAUAAAUCAUGGUCCUCUGUGCUGUGUGGCUGGAAGAGGCCUCUUGGCAAGAAAAUGAAAAGCCACGGCAUCUUGUGGCUUAUAAAACUAUUAUAGGAAAAAUCUAGGCUUUGGUUUCUUCAUGUAAUAGUUCAUUGAAAACUGUCUGAUUUUGUUUUAUUAAAAUUCAGUCUAUUUA